Puccinia graminis f. sp. tritici CRL 75-36-700-3 is the source of this 1224-nucleotide messenger RNA. RefSeq lists its product as uncharacterized. Gene Ontology annotation, molecular function: NAD transmembrane transporter activity. Bases 1 to 1224 code for a protein of 407 amino acids. Gene Ontology annotation, biological process: NAD transmembrane transport. The transcript has 6 exons. Lineage: Eukaryota; Fungi; Basidiomycota; Pucciniomycetes; Pucciniales; Pucciniaceae. The record is from RefSeq and is a predicted model, not a curated record.
AUGUACCAUAUUGCUUUGUGUCCCGGUCGGCCGUUUGGGCGGUUGGAGGUUUGCCGAUUUCCCAUCGAACAAAUUACUUCUGCCCACCACUGUACCUUCAAAAACCAGGAAAUUUACCCCUCACAAACAAGACCCACCUCAGAUUCGCAGAAAACAGCACAACUAGGCAGCCAUUCGACUCGGGAGAUCGUCUAUCGUCGACGUAGGACCUUCGGAGCUCGAUCUCUUGCCAACAAAACAAACAGUCUCUCGUACGGCCUCUGGAAUAAGCAGCAGAUUUACUUGGCGGCGGGGACAACAAUCGAUCAAAUUGUUCUCGAGGCGGCUGAUUUUCCGCAUGAGCUUGGAUGCGUGGGCUCCUCAAGGAUCUGGAUGAUAGAGGUGGAGGGCGGUGCUGGGGCUGGCUUGGUGAGCAGUGUGGUCACCUGCCCGUUAGACGUAGUCAAGACGAAACUGCAAGCGCAGGGUGGACUGUUUACGGCACAUCAAGCGGUGGACUAUUAUGAAGGAUUACUUGGCUCGAUGAGGAUCAUUUGGCGGGAGGAAGGCUUCCGAGGUCUCUAUCGUGGAUUGGGCCCAACGAUCAUCGGCUACCUGCCCACCUGGGCAAUAUACUUCACAGUCUACGAUGCUGCUAAGGCCAAGCUGGCUGACUCGAGACCCAAUCAUCAGGAAGAUGUCGUUGCGCACGUAUUGGCAGCCAUGACGGCUGGAGCUACUUCAACGAUCGCAACCAAUCCACUAUGGCUGAUCAAGACACGAUUUAUGCGAGUGAUUCGGGACCCACAAUCGGAACGCUACCGCCACACAUUUGAUGCCUUUCGAAGGAUCCAUGCCAAGGAGGGUCUGCGAGGCUUCUACCGGGGUCUGGUGCCGAGUCUGUUUGGGGUGACCCAUGUGGCAAUCCAGUUCCCGCUGUACGAGCAGAUCAAGUUAUACUACCACAAGGAGUCGGCCGCCGAUCUGCCUUCGAGCCGGAUCCUAAUCGCCUCCGCCACUUCCAAGAUGCUUGCUUCUUUACUCACCUAUCCCCAUGAGGUCUUGCGGACUCGCUUACAAGUACAUGCGCUGAAAUCUGCCAGCCCUUCCUCUCAUGCUUACACACCUUCGAAGAUGGUCUACCCUAAACUCCGCGAUAUCUUUCGGAUGAUCGUCCAGAACGAAGGCCUAGCUGGUCUCUACCAUGGAAUGGGUGUUAACCUAAUCCCGGACCGUGCCCAGUAG